This is a messenger RNA of Coregonus clupeaformis (lake whitefish), 698 nucleotides long. RefSeq names its product neurokinin-B. The record is from RefSeq and is a predicted model, not a curated record. The coding region runs from base 232 to 630 and encodes 132 amino acids. The transcript has 7 exons. Lineage: Eukaryota; Metazoa; Chordata; Actinopteri; Salmoniformes; Salmonidae. Gene Ontology annotation, biological process: tachykinin receptor signaling pathway; positive regulation of blood pressure.
CAGAUACACAGCUAUGAUUUAAUAAACAGAGAGGUGGACACAUCACUCUGUCCUCGCGGAUCUCGUCGCUGCACUGCAGGAGCUAUCCAUAUCCUCUUUUUGCUCUCACCACUACGCAUCCAUACCCCGGCGCAAGCACGGUCUUCUCCAACUGUCUCUAACAGAAUAUUCCAAUUCGAAUAUUACCACGUUGGAAAACAGCUUGUCUAGGCUACAGGUGGUGUUAAGAAGAUGAAACACGGAUUGUUGCUGGUGGGUCUGUUCCUCGCCAUGAAACUCUGCUCAAGCCAGUCCAGCUGUGAGGAGCCUUCUGCUGGGAUGCACAGAUCAACCGCAGACUCAGCGGAUACUCCAGGUCUUGAAAACCUCAAGCGGACCAUUCUGAAGAGAUAUAACGACCUGGAUUAUGACAGUUUCGUUGGGCUGAUGGGGAGAAGGGGCGCUGAUAUUUAUGAUCUACCACCCUCUCCACAUAAAAGAGAGAUGGAUGAUGUCUUUGUUGGGCUUAUGGGCAGAAGGAACUUGGAACAGGGUAUCAUACGUCCUUUGAGAAAGGAGGCGUACCCUGAGACAAGAAGAGGAGGCUUAUUCUUUAACAAGUGCAGGCUGAGGUUUCGUCGUGGGUUAUAGACAAGACAUUCAUCCAGACCCAUCCCUGACAUCCAGCCAAGGCAAAACCCCUUUUCAGAAGAUUGGAG